Molecule: messenger RNA, 909 nt
Organism: Polistes canadensis
Lineage: Eukaryota; Metazoa; Arthropoda; Insecta; Hymenoptera; Vespidae
Gene: IscU
Product: iron-sulfur cluster assembly enzyme ISCU, mitochondrial
Exons: 6
Coding region: 16-633 (205 amino acids)
Biological process (GO): intracellular iron ion homeostasis; iron-sulfur cluster assembly
Cellular component (GO): mitochondrial matrix; cytoplasm
Molecular function (GO): ferrous iron binding; 2 iron, 2 sulfur cluster binding
Source: RefSeq, a predicted model, not a curated record
AUCUAUAUAUGUUGUAUGUGGGGACCAGGAUCGAAAAUAAAACCGAUUGUACUGGAGUUACAAUGUAAAUGGUUACCGGGAUUUCGUAUAAUUGUGCAAUGGGAAGCAAUCGAAAGAGUGUUUAACGAUAAAAUGUCUUUGUUAAGCUCUCUGCCCAAAACCCUUAAUGGGCUCUCCAAAACUGUUUCUCGUAGCGUUCCGGCUUUAUCCUACCAUCCAAAUGUGAUAGAUCAUUACGAGAAUCCUAGAAAUGUAGGCUCGUUGGACAAAAAUGAUACACGAGUAGGCACAGGUCUUGUAGGUGCUCCAGCUUGUGGUGAUGUUAUGAAACUGCAGAUCAAAGUAGAUAAAAAUGGAAAAAUUAUUGAUGCUAAAUUCAAAACCUUUGGAUGUGGUUCGGCUAUCGCUUCUAGCUCUUUAGCUACUGAAUGGGUGAAAGGAAAAACUGUCGAUGAAGCUUUGAAAUUAAAGAAUACAGAUAUAGCGAAGGAACUUUGUUUACCACCAGUCAAGCUACACUGUUCGAUGCUUGCAGAAGAUGCGAUUAAGGCUGCUUUAUCAGAUUACCGUAUCAAGCAACAAAGUAAGGCAAAUUCCGCUGAUGAUAGCAAUAGCGCAGAGGUAAAAGCUUAAAUGAAUCUCUUUCCAAAAUUAUAGUAUAAAAAAAUAAUAAAAGUACAAUGAUUUUGUGUUACCGUGGACGCAAUUUCAUUAGAUAGGAUAAGUUAUCGCAUGUAUUUUUACAUAUAUAUUAUUUUAUGAUGAUUAUAAAGUCAUAAAAAAAACAUAUAUUCUCUUUAUAGCAACUAUAUAAAGUUGCUUGGUGAUAAAUAUAUAUAGGAUAGAUUAAAGAUAUAUUAUUUUACUUCUAUGUAAAAACGAAUAAAUUCGAUCAUUUAAAACUAACUA